Eimeria maxima is the source of this 498-nucleotide messenger RNA. RefSeq names its product ribosomal protein L3p, putative. Gene Ontology annotation, biological process: translation. Gene Ontology annotation, cellular component: ribosome; mitochondrial large ribosomal subunit. The transcript has 3 exons. Lineage: Eukaryota; Apicomplexa; Conoidasida; Eucoccidiorida; Eimeriidae. Gene Ontology annotation, molecular function: structural constituent of ribosome. The coding region runs from base 1 to 498 and encodes 165 amino acids. The record is from RefSeq and is a predicted model, not a curated record.
AUGAGUGUCUUACACUUUGUGCCUGGCCAAUGGUGUUUUGUCUCCGGGUGGUCAACAGCAAAAGGAUUCCAAGGACCUGUUAAGAGAUGGGGAUUUAAAGGCCAGAAUGCCAGUCAUGGUACAGAGAGCAAGGCUCAUCGCUCUCAUGGUAGUGUUGGACAAAGUAAGAGUGUUAAUGUUGUAUGGAGAUUUAAGAAGAUGAGCGGACAUCAUGGACCAGAUCCUAGGGUUGUUAAUUGCCAAGUAUUCAGGGUACAGACAGAUAGGAAUCUUAUCUUCUUAAAGGGUUGUGUGCCUGGUCAAGUAGGAUCAGUAGUAAAGAUAAGUGAUGCAAGAGGGAAGACACAUCAUCAACGUAAUAGGAAUAUUUCUUUACCUUUUCCUACCUUUGUACCUAAUAUAGAUAAGGAAUAUCCUCUCGUUAUUAAUAGAGAAGAUAGUAAACAAGAUCCAUUUGCUUAUCCAGAGAUACCUAUCUAUGAUAAAGAUGAGAGUUAA